AUGCUGGAGCUGCCGGGGCGCCCUGGCAUGGCUGAGGGGUGGCUGAGCCUGCGGGCGGCUGAGGCCCGAGGCCAGGAGGGGGGCAUGGGCGACUCGAGCAACCUGGACGACAGCCUGACCAGCCUGCAGUGGCUGCAGGAGUUCUCCAUCAUCAACGCCAACGUGGGCAAGUCGUCCUCGUGCCCCAGCGGCCCGGACCCCCACGAUUACCACCGCAUCCCCGGUUUCGCCGCCCCGUGCUCGCCCCUGGCCGCCGACCCGGCGUGCAUGGGGAUGCCCCACACCCCCGGCAAGCCCACCUCGUCCUCCACCUCGCGGACGGCCCACCCGGCCGUGGGCAUGCAGCCCCCCGCCGAGGACGUCGACUACAAGAGCAACCCGCACGUCAAGCCGCCCUACUCGUACGCCACCCUCAUCUGCAUGGCGAUGGAGGCCAGCAAGAAGACCAAAAUCACCCUCUCGGCCAUCUACAAGUGGAUUACCGAUAAUUUCUGCUACUUCCGACACGCCGACCCCACCUGGCAGAACUCCAUCCGGCACAACCUCUCCUUGAACAAGUGCUUCAUCAAGGUGCCUCGGGAGAAGGACGAGCCAGGGAAAGGCGGGUUUUGGAAGAUCGACCCCCAGUAUGCCGACCGGCUGAUGAACGGCGCCUUCAAGAAACGGAGGAUGCCCCCAGUGCAGAUCCACCCGGCCUUCACCAGCAGAGCCCAGCAAAAAGUGCGCUGCGUCGCCGGCCCCGUGGCUUCCACUUGGACCAACGGUAACAUCCUCAACGUCAACAUGGAGUCCCAGCAGCUGCUGAAGGAGUUUGAAGAAGUCACUGGUGACCAGAACUGGAACCUGGCGGACAGAAAGGCAGGCCACAAGCGCAAGCAGCCCUUGCCCAAGCGUACGGCCAAGUCAGCUCGGCUUUCCAACCCUGCCUUGCUCACCCAGGAGGAGCAGACCGAGCUGGGAUCGCUGAAGGGUGACUUUGACUGGGAGGCCAUCUUCGACACCAACUUGAACGGAGACUUCUCCACUUUCGAGGACCUGGAGCUCACGCCUCCCAUCAGCCCGAUAAGGCGCGACGUGGACUUGACGGCGCACGGGCGCCACAUCGACUGUCCCCAGGAGUGGUGCACCACUGGGCACGAGCAGGUCCUCAGCGAAUCCAGCCAGAACAACCUGGACUUUGACGAGACCUUCAUGGCCACUUCUUUCCUGCAGCACCCCUGGGACGAAGGCAGGAACGAUUACCUCUCCAGCUCCGUCGGCGUGGAGCAGUUGUUUGAGCUCAGCGACACCUCUUUGCCUGCGGAUGUGAACGACUGGAGCAGCGUGGGAUCCUUUUUAUAAGUG
Messenger RNA from Cygnus atratus (black swan), 1344 nucleotides. RefSeq names its product forkhead box J1 (gene FOXJ1). Gene Ontology annotation, biological process: regulation of DNA-templated transcription. The coding region runs from base 1 to 1341 and encodes 446 amino acids. NCBI's taxonomy places the organism in Eukaryota, Metazoa, Chordata, Aves, Anseriformes, Anatidae. The record is from RefSeq and is a predicted model, not a curated record. Gene Ontology annotation, molecular function: sequence-specific DNA binding; DNA-binding transcription factor activity. The transcript is spliced from 2 exons.